UUCUUUGCGCAGGUCGAAAAACCAGUGAUGUUGUGAAAAGAAUUUGUAAACAAUGGAAUUUGUCUCAAACAGCAAUAAACUAUCGUAAUUAAGUGUGAUGUUACAAGUUUAGAAGUAUAAUGGAAAGUAUUGUGCAUGACAAAACGUAAAGUACCUGCAAUCCACCCUGCUAUGAAAUCUUCUAUCUGUAUGAUCAUUUUUCUUUAUUCAUCGCAUUGAUAAGUUUUUGUGGCUUCACUUAAACAGUUCAAAGCAGCAGGAAGUCUCUGACAACCCUUUGAAACCCACAUUGGCGGCCUUGAUACGAAAUAUUUUUAACAUUUAUAUAAGCACAACCGUAUUAAAAUAGAACGGAAAAUUUCACAUUUGAACAUGCUGUCGCGAAAAAACAAGGACUUGAAAACAAUCAAAGAAGGGGUGGUUGGAAAAUAUGUCAAAAAAGACACCCCUCCCGAAAUGCCAAUCAUCAACGUCUGGACUACCGAGCCAAAGAGGAGACUUUCAAACCAAAGCAGGUCUUCCCUCCCCCCAUCGCUGAACAGAGGGACGAACCAGAGUAGUAUUACGGUGCAGAAAUUCGGGAAUCAAAAGACAAUAAUUACUUCAGGCUUAGGGGCGCAUCAGGGCAAAUAUACACCCAGUUCUUCUGUACCUGACCUUGCCACAAGAUUUGCCAAUUUGUCUACCAAUGAAAACAACUCAUCACAUAGUACACCGAGUUCUUCGACGUCUUCAGCGCAACACAUUUACAUGAAUCAACAUAUCAGUCCUUCCUACAGUGAUAAUUCAGCAAAUGCUAAUUAUGUGGAAAUUGAUCAAAUUUAUCCUUUAACUACCACUCAAGACAAUAAUUCAAAUUAUAAUAGAAAUCACUCCCCUAUUUAUCAAAAUACUAGCGAUAAAAGUCAAGAUACGACCCCCAUUUACAGCAAUACAAAUGUGGAAAGAUACUCAAAUCCCCUACAAGGUAUGUCAUAUGGAGAAUCGCUUGCUCAUCAUCUCCGACACACAUUGGGAAGGAGUGACAGUAAUCAAGAUCAAUCAGAAGAACUACCCUUACCACCAGGAUGGUCAGUGGACUAUACAUUACGAGGCCGGAAGUAUUAUAUAGAUCACAACACAAAAACAACACAUUGGUCGCACCCUCUUGAAAGAGAAGGACUACCAACAGGAUGGCAAUGUGUACAUUCUCCCCACUAUGGCAUAUAUUAUGUCAAUCACAUCACUAAACAAGCUCAAUAUGAGCACCCUUGUCUAGUGCCUUGUUUUAACUAUCAGCCAGAAGUGAGAUAUUUAAAUCCACCAAGGCCCACUCAUUAUCAACCACACAGUGUCUUAGUGCCCGCGAACCCGUAUUUGCUUGAGGAAAUUCCUCACUGGCUUAAUAUUUACUUUAAAGCAAGCCCUGAUUUAGACCAUAAACUUAGAUGGGACAUGUUUCGCCUCCAGGACUUGGAUUGCUACAACGGCAUGCUUACGCGCCUGUACAAACAGGAGUUGCAAAAUAUUGUAAUGAGAUAUGAAACAUACAGGUCAGCUUUGCUUGUUGAAAUGGAAAAGUUUCGAAACAAUCGGAACAACACAGGGGCUGUGACCAGUCAAUGAAAAGUACCAUGUUCCUUUGUUUUUAUUAUUUAACUAUAAAAUGUGAUUUUAAGUUUA
This is a messenger RNA of Zophobas morio, 1662 nucleotides long. It is a transcript of the gene sav, whose product is annotated as scaffold protein salvador. Gene Ontology annotation, cellular component: cytosol. The transcript is spliced from 8 exons. NCBI's taxonomy places the organism in Eukaryota, Metazoa, Arthropoda, Insecta, Coleoptera, Tenebrionidae. Gene Ontology annotation, molecular function: protein binding; molecular adaptor activity. Gene Ontology annotation, biological process: positive regulation of apoptotic process; hippo signaling; negative regulation of cell population proliferation. The coding region runs from base 373 to 1605 and encodes 410 amino acids. The record is from RefSeq and is a predicted model, not a curated record.